UUACUUUUCUCCCUCAAGUUUCCCUCUCAUCGUCUGAUAAAUCUAGGGUUUUAAAGCAAUGGGUUUUUGAAAAUUUCCGAUCUUUCUUCGCCCCAAUUCUGUCAAAAUCAUCAGCCAAACACAUCACAGCAGUUGAAUCUCUGUUACAGGUAGCAAUGGCGUUUUCAUUCACGCCACAACAACAACAACCUUCACUAUUUCAACCCCAACAACAACAACAGCAAUCGCCGUUUCAACCGAGUGGCGGCAUCCCCUUCUUUCAACCACAGCAACAACAGCUUCUGCAACAGCAACAGCAGCAAUUGCAGCAGCAACAGAAUCAACUUUUUCUGUUUACAAAUGAGAAGACUCCGGCUACCUACGGGACUAAAUGGUCCGACCUCCAUCCCGAUUCUCAGAAGUUUCUCCUUCAAAUCGAAGAGAGAAUACUGGAGUAUAGAGAUGAAAGCCAACGUUUGGAUCAGUGUGGAAGACUCUAUGAUUCUUCAGUCUCCAAUGAUGGCUUUGAGCUUGAUGCAAGUCACAUUGUUCAGGAACUUGGUGGAAUCACUACAGCCAUGGAUCGACAAAAGCUUCUGUUACAAGAACUCACAUCAAAUGUCAAAGACAUGCUAAGAAACACAGAGAUUGCUGUUCGUUCCUUCAUGAUCCUCCGUUCCAGGUUUCAACACCCAAACAAAGCCACCACCACAACACCACCACAAGCUCCCGGAGCUCCACCAACCACCACCACCACCACCACUCAACCUACAACCUCCGCCAUAGUACCUGUAUAUGAUUUCUACACCGGCCUCCCUCGCAAACCCUCCCCAUUCUUCCAACAAACAGUUGCCAGAUUUGAUAAAUAUCUUCACGAAUGCCGCCAGUGGGUGGAGGAAUUAGAACAGCUGCUUCUAGAAUCUUCCAAGAACAACUCCAUGAAUUCCAACCCUUCGUUGCUUGAAUCUCUUCCAAAAGUCAUGUCAAACGUUCAUGACUUCUUUGUGUAUGUAGCAUCAAAGGUGGAGAGUAUUCAUCAGUAUAUGGAGUCGAUGAAAACCGCAUAUCUUUCUGAUCAACGUGGAAGAGGAGACACAAACGAUCCGUUUCUCGAGGCUGACCGGAGAGAAACCGCGAAACGGGCAGCUGCUGCCCGAAGGGUACAUCCGACAUUACAUCUCCCAUCUAACUCACAGCCAUCUGGCACGUUACUUGCCAGCUCAGCAACACCUGCUGCUGCCACGUCAUCUGCUGCUGCUGUUGCUACUCCACCUGUGGGGGCUGCUGCCAAUGUGGCGUCUGGUUCAGGGCUGUUUAGUACUCCGUUUGGUGCCACGUCAUCGUCUUCUUUGUUUUCAACUCCUGCUCCUUCUGCCCCGUCAUCAAAUUUGUUUGGAUCGAGUGGCGGGACCCCUCAAACAUCGAUUUUUGGGGCGUUUUCGACUUCGACACCUGCGUUGGGGCCCACAUCGACAGGUGGCGGAUCCCUGUUUUCUACACCGUUUGCUUCAAAUCCCGCAAGUGGAGCCUCCACAUUUUCUACACCAUUUGGUACAGGGGCAGCAACAGGAUCAGGGGCAAGCUUUAAUACUCAAUCAAAAGCAAGAGGUAAAAGUCGCACAGGAAGGAGGUAAUGUCGUUUUUUUUUACCAUUUCUUCUCGUUGUUUUUUUGUUUCGUUUUUUUUAGAGCAUUUCAACUAAUUAUUGUAAUUUGUACCCGAAAAAAAUGUGAAAAUUGAAGAUCAAUGAGAUCCAUUGUUUUAAAUAGUAAACAUAUAUUUUUCCUAA
Lactuca sativa (garden lettuce) is the source of this 1768-nucleotide messenger RNA. RefSeq names its product hydroxyproline-rich glycoprotein family protein. Lineage: Eukaryota; Viridiplantae; Streptophyta; Magnoliopsida; Asterales; Asteraceae. Gene Ontology annotation, cellular component: nuclear pore. The record is from RefSeq and is a predicted model, not a curated record. Gene Ontology annotation, biological process: nucleocytoplasmic transport. Gene Ontology annotation, molecular function: structural constituent of nuclear pore.